Asparagus officinalis (garden asparagus) is the source of this 1118-nucleotide messenger RNA. RefSeq lists its product as uncharacterized. The coding region runs from base 177 to 1049 and encodes 290 amino acids. NCBI's taxonomy places the organism in Eukaryota, Viridiplantae, Streptophyta, Magnoliopsida, Asparagales, Asparagaceae. The transcript has 3 exons. The record is from RefSeq and is a predicted model, not a curated record.
GAGAGAGAGAGAGAGAAGAGGACGAAAUUAAAGAAAAGGAGGAUCAAACCGAAAGCUACCCAAAAAGGGUACCAUCAGAUUCUUUUUAUCUCUUUUCUUCUUUUUCCCCUUUUCUCUUUUAUAUAGUUUUACGAUCGAGAUCCAGGGUUUGGAGAGAGGGAGAGAGAGAGAGAGAGAUGGGCCUCCUUUCUAACAGGAUCGCGAGGUCUAGUUUGAAGCCUGGGGAUCACAUCUAUUCUUGGAGGACUGCUUAUGUCUAUGCCCAUCAUGGAAUAUACAUAGGUGACAACAAAGUUGUACAUUUCACCAGAGGCCAAGGCCAAGAAGUCGGUACAGGCACCGUACUGGAUCUUCUCCUCGUGAGCUCUGCCCCAAAACGCAGCGAAAUCCCUUGCCCCAACUGCAACUCCCAACUUUCCGAUUCCCAUGGCGUUGUCUCCUCUUGUCUCGACUGCUUCCUUGCUGGUGGAGUCCUGUACCGCUUCGAGUACUCAGUCAGCCCAGCUCUCUUUCUCGCAAAAGCCCGAGGUGGCACAUGCACUCUAGCAGUCUCAGAUCCGGACGAAACCGUAAUUAAACGCGCUAACCAUGUGCUCAGCAGUGGCUUCAGAUGCUACAAUGUUUUCAAGAACAACUGCGAGGAUUUUGCUAUUUAUUGCAAGACCGGUCUUCUUGUGGCCGAGCGAGGAGUUGUUGGGCAGAGCGGGCAGACUGUAUCGAUUAUUGGUGGGCCCCUCGCAGCGGUUCUUUCGACGCCGCUUCGGCUCCUGACGACAAAUGUGUAUGGAAUGGCGGUGACGGCUGUUGGGGUUUACUGUGCGAGUCGAUAUGUCGCUGAUAUUGGGAACAGGAGGGAUGUGGUGAAGGUGGAGGUUGAGGAUCUGAAGCAUCUGCAUUGCCUGCAGGCACGUAGGUAUUUUGCUUGUACCUUUUUGAAGUAUGUACGAGAUCUAUUAUCUUGCAUUGAAUUUGUCCUGUUGAUGUCCUCCACAUAUCUAAGUGACCAUAUCUGUUACAUGGAUGCUAUUCUGGUGAGAUUUGACCUUUGACCUUUUUGAAUGAUUUUGCUCUGUGAUAUGUUGGUCUAGGUUAGCAAAUGUGAUAUAUCUUGUUUAUAU